Molecule: messenger RNA, 3501 nt
Organism: Talaromyces amestolkiae
Lineage: Eukaryota; Fungi; Ascomycota; Eurotiomycetes; Eurotiales; Trichocomaceae
Exons: 7
Coding region: 1-3501 (1166 amino acids)
Biological process (GO): phosphorelay signal transduction system; protein autophosphorylation
Molecular function (GO): phosphorelay sensor kinase activity; histidine phosphotransfer kinase activity; protein binding
Source: RefSeq, a predicted model, not a curated record
AUGAAUUUGACGUAUGUGGCCGAGUUGGUGGUGAGGCAAUGCUCAUAUCGCCCAUCUGCCGCGCCAAUCUCUGCUCAUCCGAUCCUCUACGUUGCGACGGGGGUCCGUUGGGUGGGUACCCGUAUGGAUCGCCUGGAGGUGGUCUGCGUUGAGGCGGAGGUCGGCCCAUUUGAGCACCUCGAGGUGGCGGUCCGCGACUACCAGAUGGCGGACCUCUUCCUGCGCCUGGAGGCGGUGCUUUUCCAUAUUCUCCUCCGCCGCCGCCCCCUCGAGAUCGGCUUGAGGAUCCAGGKGGKGGGCCACCAGGCCCUCCAUAAGCUCCACGAGAAGGAGGUGGACGAGACCUUGGUUGUCCUGGACGUGAUCCUCCGCCAUAGUCAGGACCUCCUCCACCAUAACCAUCAUAUGCAGGUCCACCUUGACCAUAACCUCCAGGUGCCUGCGAUCGGGGGCCCGGUGCGGGGGGAGGACCUCUCGGAGGAGGCAUUCGUUGCUGGGGCGUAUGAAGACGACCGUCGCGCACGAGAGUUGUUCCACUAUUUUCAACCAGACAACCCGGCUCUGCUCCCCGCCGGCCAUCGUGACGCUGGAUUGACGAACCCCCCCUCGAGCCCGACAAAAGCAAGCCCGAAUCUGGUUCUGACUGCGCUGACGCAGCUGGCCGCUAUUAAGUUAGGCGUACAGCGCGCUAUCAUCAGUUUGAUCGAUCGAGAAACACUGUACGUGGUAGCCGAAGCGUCCAAAUCGCUUCACUUGGGCAACAACGAUGUAUAUGAGGAUGACGGCGAUGGGCUAUGGAUGGGCUGUUCUCACGGCCCCGUUGCCGGAACGCUUUGCGAGAAAACGAUCACGUUGAAGCCCACACCAGAAGACAGAUACCCAUUAUUUGUUGUUAGAGACCUACGCCAACACCCAAUCUAUAAUAAUAUACCAUGCGUCUGUGGUCCUCCCUUCUUUCGUUAUUAUGCCGGUACUCCCUUGACGACGACCAACGGAAUCACUAUCGGCAGUCUGUACGUGAUUGACCCGCGCCCUGACAUUACAUUAACUCCGUCGCAUGUCGAAUCGUUAGGCACUAUAGCGGAUGCGGUAAUGGAGUAUUUGGAAACGUCACGGCAGUCCCUCGAAAGUCACCGUUUGGCCAAAGUACUUUCGGGGCUCAAUUCAUUUGUUCAAGGAGAUGAUGGAGAGGAUUCCCCAAUAGCUGCAGUCAAACAUGACAGCCUGUCUGACCGGGCUUCAUCCCACAUGUCCAGUCCACAGGAAUCACCAAAAGCGGAGGCUCACAAUUUUAAUCUUCACGCGACGAGUGACACCUCAUCAUUGCGAUCAGCGAGCCCGGAGCACAAUGCGGAUGUUACUGACAUCAUGCUUGAUUCUCCCCAUAGCUCCAAGUCGACCAACCCGGAGGUGCCGGCUCCGUUGUCUGCUAAGCGUAGAGCAAAAAAGACUCGCUCGACCUUUCAACGCGCUGCAAACCUUAUGAGGGAGAGCCUGGACUUAGGCCAGGAUGGUGGUGUUGUUAUUAUUGACUCCAGCGAGCACCCGGAGUCAGAUUCGCUGGAUGAUAUAGAUCGGGACAAAGAGCGCAAAUCAGCAAGUAUUUGCGCGUUGUCUACCAAAGGAUCUUUUGAAGACUCUUCGGCAUCUUCACAAUCGCUUAUUGCCCCGCAGUUGGACCUACAUUUUGUACGCCGAAUGGUGCGCCGUUAUCCUCGUGGUGGUCUUUGGUACUUCUAUCAGGAUGGGACGGCUUUUUCGUCAGAUGACGAUGCAGUCAGCUCUGGGAGUGAAAUUGCUGUCUCAAACUCAACCACUCGGUCCCAACAGUCUGUACACCCUCAGUCAGUCGGAACUCUACGCGAAAAGGAUUUGCAAACUUUAAGGAAAUACUUUCCACGCGCGACUAGAAUCGUUUUCGCACCUCUUUGGGAUUCUUUCAAUUCUCGAUGGUUUGGAGGUUGCUUCGGAUGGAGUGCUGUCGAGACACGCGUUUUCAGUGCGCAUGUUGAACUCGGCGGUGUCUUUGGAUUUGGCUCGUCUUUGAUGGUGGAACAUAGUCGUGCGCAGAGUCAAGAAUCUGACAAGAAGAAGGGUGAUUUCAUUAGUAGCAUAUCACACGAAUUGCGAAGUCCUCUACAUGGGAUUCUAGCGGCUACGGAUUUUUUAUCGGAGCACGUUGACUCCAAAUUUGCAAAGAGCUUGCUGGAUACAGUUCGAGCCUGUGGUCAAACGCUUUUGGAUACAUUCGAGCAGAUUCUUGAUUACUCCAAAAUCAAUUCUCUUGAUAUGAAGCGCCAGUUAUAUUCGUCUCGCUUACGUGAACGUGGGCGCAAUGAAAAAUCCCGAAUUGAGUCACUUAGAUUACUCAAGGUUGUCCACGUUGCGGCAGUCGUCGAGGACGUGAUUGAAAGUGUCUACUCGGGUUAUAUCUUCUCCAACAACUUAGCUUCCAGAGUAUGGCAAUUGGAACCUGGCGACGAACAUAACCAGAAUUCAGAUGGCCGUAAUAUCAGUCCAAUUGACAUAUUAAUUGAUGUUGCACCACAUAAUUGGGAGUUCAUGAUAGAACCUGGUGCUCUACGACGUAUCAUCAUGAACGUCUUUGGAAAUGCGCUCAAGUACACCCGAGAGGGCUUCGUGUCUGUGAGAGUAGAUCUCCAAAAGAAGAGCGCGGGCACGGAUUCUACGUCGUCGGAUAACUCAGAAUCGGAAGUACUCGUGUUGACAGUUUCUGACACUGGAAAAGGCAUCUCAAGCGAAUACCUUCAUACAAAUAUCUUCACUCCAUUCUCUCAGGAAGAUACCUUGUCACCCGGGACUGGACUUGGCCUUUCACUGGUCCGCAGCAUUCUUCGGUCACUCAACGGUACCAUCAAAAUCAAGAGUCAGGUUGGCGCAGGGACUGUUGUUAAAAUAUCCUUGCCACUUGUAGUUCUACAUGAGAGUAAUCGGCAGCCGGACACUCAACCUGCCUCCAGAAUCCGUGCACCGCACAUCUCUGAUACAGUUGAGCCAAGUGUUUCAAAGUCGUAUUCCGUGACUCUAACAGAUGUUUCCAAAUCCGUACAAGGAUCGGAAAUUGCUGUCAAGGAAGCCCCAGACACUGGCAUUCGGAUCCUAUUGGUAGAAGAUAAUCCUAUCAACAUGGCCCUUCUCAAGAAGUUCGUGCAUCGAAAGUCGCCCAGGGUACUGCACACCGCCGUCAAUGGGAAGAUUGCCGUGGAACGAGUACAGCAGACGACAGAGGACUAUCACUAUAUCUUUAUGGACAUGAGCAUGCCUGUGAUGGAUGGAUUUGAAGCAACACAGGCUAUCCGAUCUAUUGAGCGUAGUCGAGGCACAACAAAUCCCGCUACAAUAAUUGCACUCACCGGUCUGGGGUCUAGUGAACACCUUGCAAAAGCCUUUGCGGCGGGCAUUAAUGUGUUUCUCACCAAACCGUUUUCCUUUAAUGAUAUUGCACGACUAAUGGAUGAACGAAAUAUACACGCCAAUUGA